Messenger RNA from Brienomyrus brachyistius, 4803 nucleotides. RefSeq names its product serine/threonine-protein kinase MARK1-like. NCBI's taxonomy places the organism in Eukaryota, Metazoa, Chordata, Actinopteri, Osteoglossiformes, Mormyridae. Gene Ontology annotation, cellular component: cytoplasm. Gene Ontology annotation, biological process: intracellular signal transduction; protein phosphorylation; microtubule cytoskeleton organization. The transcript is spliced from 18 exons. Gene Ontology annotation, molecular function: ATP binding; tau-protein kinase activity; protein serine/threonine kinase activity. The coding region runs from base 486 to 2885 and encodes 799 amino acids. The record is from RefSeq and is a predicted model, not a curated record.
AGAAUCUGGUAGUGGUUCUGGAAGUGCUUCAUUAUCUUCCUGAGGAGGGCAGAAGGCAGCUACCUCCCCCCUCCUCCCUCGUUUCCUCCGUGUCUAGAGGGCGGAUCAAUGCUGGGAGCCUCCGAUUCAUACAAACUCCCGCCCCUCCUGUCUCUCUUCAGCGGACUCGCCUGCUUGUUUUGCUUUUUGCUUCUACCUGGGAGGUGCAUCCUAAACCAUACUUUGUAAUAUUUCGGGUGGCUAUAAGGAGGGGAGGACAGGACAAGAGAAGAGAGGACAGGAGGGGAGGGGAAGAGGGUAGGAGAGGGGAGGGGACGUGGGUCGAAGCUCAACAUGCUGUAGUGGAUGGAUGGGACUGGCGAUCGGACGGUCUGAAAAUGCCGUCGGAGGUGUAGAAGGUCUGAACAUCCACCUCCGCUCUCAUCGCCCCCCUCCCUUCGCGCUGCCAAGCUUGUUGCCUUGCUUAAGCGGCCUAAAAACACAAAAUGUCGACCAGGACGCCGCUGCCAACUGUGAAUGAGCGCGACACCGAGAACCACUCGUCUGUGGAUGGCUACCAUGAGCCCCACACCCCAGCGUCCAAGUCCGGAAGCCGCCAGAGCCUGCCGCGAUGCCGCAACUCCGUCACGUCCACCACUGACGAGCAGCCACACGUCGGCAACUAUCGGCUCCUCAAGACCAUCGGCAAGGGCAACUUUGCCAAGGUGAAACUGGCGCGGCACGUGCUGACAGGCCGAGAGGUCGCCGUGAAGAUAAUUGACAAAACGCAACUCAACCCGACUAGUCUACAGAAGCUCUUUCGGGAAGUGAGGAUAAUGAAGAUCUUGAAUCAUCCAAAUAUCGUUAAGUUAUUUGAAGUCAUCGAAACAGAGAAGACACUUUAUUUAGUAAUGGAGUACGCCAGUGGGGGUGAGGUGUUUGACUAUCUGGUGGCCCAUGGGAGGAUGAAAGAGAAAGAGGCCAGGGCAAAGUUUCGACAGAUCGUCUCUGCGGUGCAGUACUGCCACCAGAAGCAGAUAGUGCACAGGGACCUGAAGGCUGAGAACCUGCUCCUCGAUGCUGACAUGAACAUCAAGAUUGCCGAUUUUGGCUUCAGCAACGAGUUCACUGUAGGGAGCAAGCUGGACACCUUCUGCGGCAGCCCCCCCUACGCCGCCCCCGAGCUUUUUCAGGGCAAAAAGUAUGACGGGCCCGAGGUGGAUGUCUGGAGUCUGGGGGUCAUCCUCUACACGCUGGUCAGCGGCUCACUGCCCUUUGACGGCCAGAACCUAAAGGAGUUGCGGGAGAGGGUUCUGAGGGGGAAGUACCGCAUCCCAUUCUACAUGUCCACUGACUGUGAGAACCUGCUGAAGAAGCUGCUCGUGCUGAACCCAGUCAAACGAGGGAGCCUGGAGCAAGUGAUGAAGGACCACUGGAUGAAUGUCGGCCACGAGGAAGAGGAGCUGAAGCCAUACCUGGAACCUGAGCCAGACUUCAAUGAUUCCAAAAGGAUAGAUCUGAUGGUCACAAUGGGAUUCCCGAAAGAUGAAAUCACAGAGUCGUUAGUGGGCCAGAAGUAUAAUGAGGUCAUGGCCACCUACCUUCUGCUGGGCAGGAAACCUCCAGAGUUCGAAGGGAGCGAGUCUCUGUCCAACAGCAACCUGUGUCAAAGGUCACGACCCAGCAGCGACCUCAACAACAGCUCCACACAAUCGCCCGCCCAUUCCAAAGUUCAGCGCAGCAUAUCGGCCAAUCAGAAGCAGCGUCGGUUCAGCGAUCAUGUGGGUCCCACGGUGCCGACAGCAGUCUCCCACACCAAGCGAGCCCAAGCCAACAGCGUGGAAGGCGAGCAGAAGGAGGACUGGGACAACACAGGCAAGCUGGGUACCUCCAGCUCCAAGGUGGAGAUGCCGACAUCCCCGGGGGUGCUGCCAGACCGCAAGAAGUCCUCCACGGCACCUGGGGCGAACUCUUUGUCUGCGGGGGGCAUGACACGCAGGAACACGUAUGUGUGCGAACGCUCCAGCACUGAGCGUUAUGGUGCCAUCCCCAAUGGGAAGGAGAAUAGCCUGACAGAGAUGUCUGUGUGCACUAGCAGCACCGCGUCACCAGGGGGCGUGACGGCAGCCGUGCCCUCCACCCGGCCGCGCCACGUCAAGUCCAUGUCCGCCUCAGGCCACCCGGGUAAGGCCACGCUUCCGCCCAUCGAGGACAACAGUGAGUUCAGGCCCAGCUCCGCCCCUCGGCCCCCGGCCGCCUCCCCCUCCGCCCACAGCAUCAGCAGCACCACUCCAGACCGCACCCGCUUCCCGCGCGGCAGCACUAGCCGCAGCACCUUCCACGGCGCACAGCUACGUGAGCGCCGUAGUGCCACCUACAACGGGCCGCCCGCCUCGCCCACUCUGUCACAUGACACGGCCGCCCUGGCGCAGGCCCGCCGCGGCACGUCCACCGGCAUCAUCAGCAAGAUCACCUCCAAGUUCGUCCGCAGAACUGUCUGCUCUCGAUUGUCUCCGAGGGUUCCCAGCGAAGGCGAGGCCAGUGGCCGGACAGAAUUCCUGAGGAGUGCCUCCGGUGAGUCCAAAGAGGACAGCCGGGACUCGAAGCCUCGCUCCCUACGCUUCACCUGGAGCAUGAAGACCACUAGCUCCAUGGACCCCAGUGACAUGAUGCGUGAGAUCCGCAAGGUGCUGGACGCCAACAACUGCGACUACGAGCAGCGCGAGCGCUUCCUGCUCUUCUGCGUCCACGGCGACGCCCGCCAGGACAACCUGGUCCAAUGGGAGAUGGAGGUCUGCAAGCUGCCCCGCCUCUCGCUCAACGGCGUGCGCUUCAAGCGGAUAUCGGGGACCUCCAUCGCCUUCAAGAACAUCGCCUCCAAGGUCGCCAAUGAGCUCAAGCUCUGAGGAAAAGGAAAAUGAGGUUAACAAGGAGAGCUUGACUGAGAGAGAGAGGGAGAGAUAGUCAGAGAACCACCCCUGUUUGCCAGACAGAAUCAGGGUGGACAGCCAGGAGUUGUACAGUGUUAAAGUCAAAUGCACAGGGUAUUGGUAUUUUAGGCUACUGCUGUCUUACUUGGCCAGUGAAGGAAAUAAGUUUAAAAAAAUCUCUCGUGUCCCUCCCCAGCCAUGUCCAUCACCUAGAUGACGUAGAUGAGCAGAAGUUUAUCCUCCUUGCAGGAAGCUAGAGCGUCAGGCCCAGACUGGCCUUGUGGCAUAGCGGUGGCCUCAUGGGUUAUCGUUGGGGGGGGGGGGAUGCCCCCCCGCCCCCGGCUCGGCAAAAUUUAUCAUGCGGGACCCCAAAGUCCAGGGCCGAUUUUUAAUCCAAAUGUAAAUCCAGCUAAAGACCCCAAAACACCCGUACAAAGAGGUAAAAAUGUUGGUCUCUCCCCCCCCCCCCCCACCCCUCCCAUACACAUAGACACACUGCUGAGAAGAGUUGUACUAUAAUGAAAAUCUUAGCAUAACAUCUGCAGGUAUUGUAUAGUUGACUUCUGUACAGAAAAUGUACGUUGGUGUCUAAAACUGUCAUUUCCUUUGAGUUUGAAAUACUUUCCUGGUAUUGUCAUCUGUUAAACUGGUAGAAUUGACUCUGUGAAUUUUUUUAACAUUUUAAACUGACUUUUUAUGCUAAAAAGGCACUAUUGCGAUCUUGGGAAAAAAAUUUAGAAUAACAAAUGUAAAACUGAGAGGCAAAGGAACUGUAUGCAUCCCCCCCCCCGGCCUGACUUUGUGUUUUCCCCCUUUUGCUGUAUUUUAUUACUUAUUAAUUGCUUAAAGAGCAAGAAAAAAAAAACCUAAAAGUAGAAUUGGGGAAAAAUCAUUGUAGUUUUGGAGCUGAAGCUAUUACUUUUUGCUUUGUUUUUGAAUUCUGCUCACGCACCAGUACAAGGGGUGUUUUAAUAAGCCAACCCCAAUCACACUGCCUGAGUGUUACUUUGGGAAAGCAGAGUUCUGCCGUUGUGUAGGGCGAUGUCCAUACCUUUGAUUUGUAAUUGUUAUUAUUUUCUAACAGUAGCUCUUGAAUCGCCUUGGGCUGAUUUGUAUGGUUACUUGUUACGGUUUCGCUUAUAUGUGCUGGAUUACUAUUUUUUUUUUUUUUUUUUUUUUUAGCAAAAGUCUUGUAUUUAUUCUGUCGUAUUAUGCCUGUAAUGUGCUGCUUUGUAAUUUUGAGGCAUUCACCUGUACAAGAUUAAAAAAAAUAGAAUUUAUUUGAUUUUAUUUAGGUAUAUCCCCUUUGUAAUUAUGAUUAAAGUAUGUAAAACUACUAGUUACGGUACAUUUUUACGUGUUCAUUUUUAGUAAUUUAACCAUCGGGUUAACUGUGCAAUGGUAUUUCAUGUUGUAUUACAGUAAUACUUGCGUAUGGUCCCAAUUUCUCACACCUUAAUUGUUUAACAAUAGAAAAACAGUUCAUUUUUUUUUGCAGUUCAAGAUUAAGUUGAAAAGAGGAUUUCAAGAUAUUUUUUAAAAAAAAGCUGUGAUCUCACCAUUGCGGAGAAGAACAGACGCCUGUGCUGGCCCACCCCAGGUGCAUCGUGGGCCGACUCUGGAGGACUGUGUAUGCUGUGUUGUAUUGCGUGAUGUAACUUCCUCCCUGAGAUAGAACUGCCCUGGAGUGAAUGUCCAUUUUGUUGCCUUAGCUGAUCACGACAUGGCAGGAGCAAAGAGAAGGAUUAAAUGUGAGGACAUAUCACUCCCCCUCCACCCUGUCCUUGACUCCACCCCCUACAGUUACCCCAGUGUUCAUACGAGGACAUUAUGAUGCAAAUCAUCUCGGUUCAGUCUCACUGGUGCACAAUAUUAAAACUUGAAGGAGUCUCAA